GUGUUGUGACCGACCCGUCAUCAACGAUGUUCCAAGAACGACAUUUGGAGAUCGAGGAAACCGAUGAAGAUGAUGCACCCGAGUCUCCUAAGGGAAGAGGCCACCGGAAGAAAAGAAAGGCCGCCAUCCUACUUACUCCGUGGAGGAAUCCCGGAAAAAGACAAAAAAUUUCAAAUGUGACGGAGUACGACCCUCAUAGGACACUGGAUGAAGCUAAACUUGAGGAUUUAAGGCAGUGGUUGGCGAACUCCCCAGAAAGUGAUGAAAUUGACGUAGCUUGGGGUAAGGGUAGCGCAGGGAAAAAUUUUUUUAAUGACCUUCUGGACGAUAAAUGGCUUUGUAGUGAGCAUGUAGAUGCAACUCUUUUUCACAUGAGAUGUCGGGCUAUAGAGUACCCUCUCUUGUUUAGACAAGAUUGUGUCAUGUUGGACCCGCAUUUUGUGUCUUAUAUAAGAAUACGCGUCAAAGUUGAAAGCUUUGAUAGGACAAAUUUUCCAAAGGCAUUAGUUAAGUACGCCGAAGGGAAACUACCCACUCAUGCAAGGCCGUGGACUAGUUGUACCAAAUUGUAUGUUCCCUUUUGUAAUGUGAAUAAUGAACAUUGGGUAGCACUCGACAUUGAUCUCUCCAAAAGAUGCAUUGAUGCAUAUGAUAGUUCAACGAGUGUCAUGCGGAAGCGACAAUUUGAAACGGAAUUGGAGCCCAUUCGAGUUGUCAUACCUAUGCUAAUGAGGAUGUUGAAUGCUACCUACAGUGCAGAAAAAUUUGAUUUGAAACGAUUACCAUGUCCUAGCCAAGCAAAUGGGUAUUUUGACUGUGGGAUGUUUACAAUCAAGUUCAUCGAGUUUUUGCAUGCUGGGAAGGAUGUUAAAGGCGUAGAGCAAAAAAUGAUUCCCUCUUGGCAGGACGAUGUUUGUCGGAAUGGCUUUUGGCAAUUAGGGCUUACGAGAAGACAACCUUGCCGCAAUAAAAGUUGCCGGAAAGAGGGAGUGUCCUCGCCGGUCGGAAACAAGUGGUGUUGUCGCCGGAGAUUGGAGAUGAAAGGAACGAUUUUCUCGAGCGGAGCGUUGGUUUUGAAAAAUGAGGAAUGCGGGGAAAGAACGGGCGGGGGCGUUUAUUUA
Messenger RNA from Striga asiatica, 1121 nucleotides. NCBI's taxonomy places the organism in Eukaryota, Viridiplantae, Streptophyta, Magnoliopsida, Lamiales, Orobanchaceae. The record is from the annotation of a GenBank genome assembly.